Molecule: messenger RNA, 2843 nt
Organism: Penaeus vannamei (Pacific white shrimp)
Lineage: Eukaryota; Metazoa; Arthropoda; Malacostraca; Decapoda; Penaeidae
Source: RefSeq, a predicted model, not a curated record
AAAAACAAAGAAAGAGAAGGCAAAAAAGGGAAGAGGGGUAAAAAAACAAGGAAAACGCGAAAGAUGCAACCCCUUCGGUCGGGCCAGAGCGUCAUGGCGGGAAGAGGCGGUGCAGACGACGCGACGAUGGCCGGCUUCCAUGACAAAAAUUCUCGCGUCGUCGGCACGUGGAAGAUCAUUGAGUGUGUUUCACUAUCAGGGUCAUCAGAGGCAACGGGAAUAGAGGGAACAGAAUUUGUCUUAUCAGAAGCCGGGGAUGUCACGUGGACGGUCACAGAUGGCUGCGAUGCACUACCCCUCUUUUCCUGCCAGAUGUAUGAAGUUUACACAUACCAAAAUCUCCAGUGCUAUGGCAACAGGACGCUGCUGCGGUUUGCGGCGUACAAUGGGCACAUUAUUGAGUUUAGACUGGACCAACCGGUGAUGUCGAGAGACCUCAUGCUGUUGACAUAUGAUGGAUGGUUUAUGUUGCAGUGCGAAAAGCUGAGCACCCCAGACGUGGCUCCUGACCUUCCAUACUCUCUCCUCCCCGCGCUGUCUGACGGCUAUUUUUCUGACGUCACCAUCACUGCUAGAUCAGGAAGAAAGUUCGAAGUUCACAGCAUUGUCCUUGAGUGCAGCCUGCCAGGCAUGGACUGGCAAGAUCUCAGUGGGCUAGAGGAUGCGGUGCUAGAAACAGUCUUACACUAUCUGUAUUCUUGCUGUCUGCCAGCCAGCUUGACCACAGCCACUGCACAGAGGACCAUGGCUGCCACCCAACACAUGACAGGAUUAGAGGACCUGUGCAAGAAGUGUGAUAUCUUUGUCAAAAAUACCAAUUUGCGGAAUAGGUUGGUGUCUCUUAUGCAAGAGGUGCAGGAGUGCGUGGAGGUAAUGGUGCAACUCUUCAACCCAAGUGACCCAGCAGGCACCAGCCCCUCACACCUCAUCACCGUCCUCAAGGCGGCACUCAGACAGAUGGCCAUUGGCGUGGUUAAAAUUGUUGAGCUGAGCCAGGAGUUUGUUGGCUGGAGGCUGACCCAGGAGGAGCAGCACGAGUCAUGCGCUACACAAGCACAGCCCCCUCUCCUGGCCACAGUGGUCCGUCUCCUGACCAAUGUCCGCGCCUCUCUCACCGCCCUCAACCACCACACGAGGCAGCAGCUUGCACAGCAGUUAGUUCCUGAGAUCCACAUAGUCCUGCAGACAGUGUGUGUGGAUGUGGAGUCACUCAGGACCAGCCUCGAACACAUCAUCCAGGCUUCAUCUACAUCGUUAGAGUCGGCACAUUCCCCAACACACCUCCUGGCAAAAUCAUUAAGAAAUGACCUACACCUGCGUGAGUUGCAGAAGUUACGUAUCCUGCAGGAGAAUCUCACCUCCUUCCUCAACUCUCUGUUCCACAAGAGGGAGCAGUUCCGCGAGAUGUAUGGUGGGGCCAGCGUACGGGGGGUCGCAAGAAUCAUCGAGCAUUUCACUGAGGAACUGCCUAUGCUCAUCCUUAGAUUUGAAGAAGCUGCUGCUGCCCUUGAGGACAUGCUCGAGUGGUCUGAGUUCAAGUUCGUCUUCAAGGGAGCGACGUCUAAGCUGGGAAGUAUUGUGGAGCGCCUGGUGGAACACCGCGGAGUGGUGGAGCCUCUGGUGUUGGAGCUGGUAGAGCGAGUGGGGCACCGGGCCUUCACAACCUCUCUCCAGCACUUGGGUCUCCUGGCACCCUCACAGCACCCCUCCUCUGGGGACUCCAUCUCCCCUGAGGACCACAAGUCACAGGGACUCAAGCAGGAGUUCUGGAGAGAAUUUGGCCCAGCCUCAUCAGGAGAGACCAGCUCACCAGGAGAUUCGGACGGAGCGGGGGACUCUGGGUCCCAAGGCGAUUCCACCUCACCAGACAACCUGAGUGGUGGCAGGAGGCGUCAAGGUGUUUCCCCAAUAGGAGAUUCAGAGGCAGAGCAGCAACAGCAGCAGUCUCAGUCUACUUGCACCCUGAGCUUGGUAGGCCGAGUAUGCGAGCCUCCUCCCUCACGCAGCAACCCCUUAGCAAUCAACAUAGCUCGCCUGCUAAGCUCUCCACAACUCAGCGAUAUGACUUUUGUUGUAGUGCCUCCAGCAGAAGAUGAGGCAUCGCUGUCAUCAAGCCAGGAGGAACUGGAUACCCUGGAGGGAGGUGAGGCAGGCAAAGAGCUACCUGCCAAGGAGCCAAGCCCUGAGGUCUCUGAGGCACAGCUGGGUGCUAUCACCCCUCCACUCCUGAAGGUUUCAUCAACUGUGGUGCGCAAGGUCAAGAAAUCCCUUAGCCUCGACCGUCCGUCCGUCCGAGCUGUUGUGCCCUCUCAAGCAUAUAGCCUUGACUGUGAUGCUGUCUCCUGCUCUGACAGCUACUUUGUGACCAAUAAUUCCAUAAUCAGUAAGGACCUUGCCCAGCACCGUUCCAUGGGCAGCAAGCACUCCCUUGGCAGCCCCAGGGAACCUGGUGGCAGCGAGAGGAGUGCAGACGAGGCUGGGUGCAAGUGUGGUGAGUGUGAGUGCAAGUGUGAGCAGGCUGUGAGUGAUGUGUGUAAAGAAAAGAGCUCUAGUUUUGAUGACAAAAAGAGUAUUUUGGGGACUUUAGUGGGUGCAGAUAGUCAUAAGAAAGAAGUUGAUUUGGAUCUCACCUAUAGAUUAAGGCACUCAGUGACUAUGGCCAAAGAGAGGAACCUGGAGGAAAAGGGUGCCCUAGGGGAAUGCAAGGGCCUGGAGUCAAGACAUUUAAGAGCUGAGGGUCAAGGAGGAGCAAAGAGCAGAGAACAGGAAAGAUUAGAUGCCAGACUACAGACUGAGGUAAGCAGUGACACUGACAAAUCAAAAGUCUCUAAAAGUGAGAUGAA